Messenger RNA from Rhododendron vialii, 1557 nucleotides. RefSeq lists its product as uncharacterized. NCBI's taxonomy places the organism in Eukaryota, Viridiplantae, Streptophyta, Magnoliopsida, Ericales, Ericaceae. Bases 1 to 1557 code for a protein of 518 amino acids. The transcript has 4 exons. The record is from RefSeq and is a predicted model, not a curated record.
AUGGACUUGUGCAACCAGUACCUAGUGUAUGCUAGGGCUGAAGAAAGUCUAGCCAAGCAAAAGUCAAGGAUUCAAUGGCUCAAGGACCAAACAUUGAGUGAUUACUUUGGCUCAUCCAGAGUGAACCAACUCAUUACAAAGAAACCUUCCCAUUCUCGAAGUUUGGAUAUGGUGCUUCAAGAAACUGAUAAAGAGAUCAAGGACACCUUCUGGUCUCUAAAUCCUCAAAAAUCACCUGGUCCGGAUGGUUACAAUGCUGCCUUUUUCCAUAAAGCUUGGCAUGUCAUAGGCCACGGGCUGAUCUUGGUUGUUAAACUUUUCUUCAAAUCUGGUCAACUUUUGAAGAAGGCAAAUGCUACCUUAGUUACCCUGGAAUUAAUGAGGGUUUACCACAAACACUCUUCAUCCCCUAGAUGUGCCAUGAAGGUGGAUAUCAUGAAGGCUUAUGACAAUGUCAAAUGGGAUUUGCUCCGGGAUGUCCUAAUUUCCAUGAAUUUUCAUCCUAAGAUGAUCCAAUGGUUGAAAGCCUGUGUCUCUACAGCCAAUUACUGCUUGUGCUUCAAUGGUGAAGCAAUAGGUCAUGGAGGUUCUGACUUGCAUCCUCAAGGAGAAGUCUCGCCUCCUGACUUUAAAUUCCAUUGGAAAUGUGGUUCCACCAAGCUUGUCAAUCUUUGCUUUGCAGAUGACCUUAUGAUUUUCUGCAAAGGUGAGGUGAGCUCCAUCACUCUCAUUAAACAAUCCUUGACUGAGUUUGAGACCUUGUCUGGUCUCUCCCCAAGUCCUACCAAGAGUAACAUUUUCUUCUCUGGUGUUAACCAUACCACCAAAUCCUCCAUUUCGAAUAUUUUAGGUUUUCAGGAAGGGUCUUUACUUGUUAGGUACUUGGGGGUACCUCUUCUAUCUACAAAACUCAAGCACACGGAUUGUAAAGUCAUGGUAGAUAGGAUUGUAGCCAAAACAAAGUCAUGGACCAACAGGUAUUUGUCUUAUGCUGGUAGGAUACAAUUGAUAAAGUCAAUUCUAUUCUCAAUGCAAACUUAUUGGUCAUCUCUCUUCAUUAUCCCUAAAAUGGUAAUUAAGGAGAUUGAAUUGAUUCUUAGAGCCUUCUUCUCAUCAUGUCUUGAUCUUAAGAAGUCUGGUGCAAAGGUAUCAUGGGAACACCCUUGUACCCCUGUUAAGGAAGGAGGUUUGGGCUUCAAAUCUUUAGAGAUUUGGAACAAAGCAGCUGUAGCCAAGCAUAUUUGGUUCCUUGUUUUGGGGGGGGAACAAUCUAUGUGGUGUCAAUGGGUUAAGUCCUACUUACUUAGGGGUAAGAGUUUCUGGAGUGUUAAAACUCCAAGUGACCCAUCUUGGGUUUGGAGGAAAAUCCUCAACCUUAGACCUUAUGUCCAGCCUCAUAUUAAGUACAAGAUUGGGGAUGGCCAAUUUACCUAUCUGUGGUUUGACAACUGGCAUCCCCUUGGACACCUCUUACCAAGAUUUGGUCCUAGGAUUGUCUAUGAUUCAGGGCUUCCAAAGGAUGUCACUGUGAAGGCUAUUGUUAGGGAUAAUCAGUAG